Chenopodium quinoa (quinoa) is the source of this 1209-nucleotide messenger RNA. Its product is annotated as F-box protein At5g07610-like. The transcript has a single exon. The record is from RefSeq and is a predicted model, not a curated record. Lineage: Eukaryota; Viridiplantae; Streptophyta; Magnoliopsida; Caryophyllales; Amaranthaceae. Gene Ontology annotation, molecular function: protein binding. Bases 1 to 1209 code for a protein of 402 amino acids.
AUGAAGAAAGCAGCAUCAAUAUGUACAAUAUCAGCUGAUUCAACACUAAUUGAAGCCAUUAUUGGUAACCAAGACUUAGCAGAUGAAAUAUUACUCAGUUUAUCUCCAAAAUCUCUAGUCAAGUCCAAAUGUAUAUCCAAGAAAUUUCUUUCUAUGAUCUCAAAUCCAUAUUUCGAACGUCGUUAUUCCCUCCUUCACCCCCCUUCUUUCUCUGGCCUUUUCUUGGUUCCUACAAUUAUCGGUUACAACCCUGAAAUCGAAUAUCUUUCUCUAGGUCAAUAUGAUCAUGAUCACCACCCAAAUGGACCGUUGAUAAGCUUUCUUACCACCCAAGGUUUCAAGAUUUUACAAUCUUGCAAUGGGUUAUUGCUUUGUUCAAGAAAUUAUUUUGGCAAACAACACAUAACAACAUAUCAUGUAUGCAAUCCCACAACGCGACAAUAUGUUGAUCUCCCUAGGAAUACCUUCAUGAAGGUAUAUCAUUUCGAGCUCUCAUUAGCUUAUGAUCCUUUAAGAUCGCGUUCUUACAAUGUUAUUUGUGUUCAAAUACUUGAUGAACAUCAAGGUCUAUGCCAAAUUUCAAUUUAUGAAUCAAUAACUGGUCUAUGGAUGCCUCACAAUGAGCUCUUUGUCGCGCCUGAGGGAAUAGAUUUUGGUCACGCGGUUUAUUGCAAUGGUAACAUUCAUUGGAUUAAGGGCUCUAAAUCUAAGGGAUUGUUUUUCAAUAUCGAUACUAAAUGCCUCAAAUCAUUGCCUGAAUUACCAACGAAAGAGCAUGAUCUUCCUCAUCAAUGCAUAUACGAGCACUUUGGCCAUUCACAAGGCUUUUUACAAUAUGUUGUUACAUCUCCUAGCCUACGACAUUUUGAAAUAUUCGAGAUGAACAAAGAUUACUCAAGAUGGCUGUUCAAAUUUAGGAUCGAUCUUGGUGCAUUGGCGCGCAAAUUUCCAAGCAUGGCUCGUAGGUCUCUUGGUGGCUAUAUUAUGGACUCGAGCUAUGAGUGUGAUGUGUUAUCAGUUUUUCGAGGACAAAAUAAUAAUAGUCAUUAUAAGGUUUUGCUCUCAAUCCCCGGUGAGGUUAUUGCCUACAAUCACAAGAUGAAAACUUCGUGGAAAGUUUGUGACUUGAAGGUUCGUGCUCAAGAGAGGCGUGUAUGGUAUAGAGUUUACUCUGCCUACGAAUAUUAUGAAACCAUUUCUCCUCUUUAA